Messenger RNA from Adineta steineri, 1938 nucleotides. The record is from the annotation of a GenBank genome assembly. NCBI's taxonomy places the organism in Eukaryota, Metazoa, Rotifera, Eurotatoria, Adinetida, Adinetidae.
AUGACAAGUGCUUCACUAGUUGAUCACUAUAAUUCUCAUGACAAUUUUAAUCAAUCAAGUCAUUCAUUUUCAAAUAAUACAUCUGAUUAUAAUGAAUAUCAACAGAAAUUACUUGAAAAAGUUGAGAUUGAUAAUCAAAAUGGUAAUACAUCAUUUCUUAAUACAAUCGAAGGACUACGUCAAGAACAACGUGCUCGUUUAGCACAAGCUGAACAUGAUUAUUAUAAUCAAGAGCCUACAUUAUUAUCAUCAUCAUCAAUUGAUAUGCAUAAUCAUCAUCUUCAGGAAGAACAAAUGCAAAGACCACAUGAAAAAUUAGUAACAUCAAAACCACCAUUACCAAAAGCAUCGAAACAAUCUUCAGCACCUGUACUAUUAACGGAAGAACGAGCUCAAUAUCAUAUUCAUCAUCGUCCAACAUCGGCUAAUAUUGUUCGAAGACAUGAUGAUGACAUAGCAUUUUGUCCACAUCGAACAACUAUUGGAAAUACAACAACAACUGUACAUGAUUUAACAACAGAUCAUGUGAAAAAUCAAAUAAAAAGUAUCUGGAAUGAAUUGGAAUUCGAUAAUUAUUCUGAACAAAAAAAAAAUCGUCAUUCUACAACAGCAGCUAGUUGGGCUGGUCGUAGUACAGUUCCAGAACCAUUUUCUUUAACAAAUAGUAUGAAUAUGGACAGUGUACAUCGUAGAAAAUGUAUGUAUGAAAUUGAAGCAGCAAAAUUACAAAAAGAAGUCGAUGAAGACAUUAAUCUUGCUUAUUCUUUUAAAGCGAAUCCUGUUCCAUCUCAUGUUCAUUUACCUCUAUAUGAACAAUUACAAGAAGAUGAACGUCAUCGUCGUGAACAGGUUCGUUCUAUGACAAAAGAUUAUUUAUCAUCGAUAUCAAAACCAUUUGCAUUUGAUUCACGUGAAAAAGCUAAAAUAAUAUUACGACGACAUUCAUAUGCUAAUGGUGAUAUUAUUCGAUCAGAACCACAAUUUAAAGCUAGACCAUUACCGAAAUUUUAUUAUCAAAGACAUCAAGAAAAUGAACAAAUGGACGAACAAACACUUUACCGUUCAUUAAGAAAAGAUAUGCGUUCAAAAGAAUUACUUCGACAAUCACGUUCACCAUUUAGUAGUCAAAAACCAAAAUUUGCUCGUCGUUCAAUGAGUGUUGAUGGUUCAGCACGAACACAUUUUCAAGAACAUUCAUUUAAACCAAAAACAAAUGGUUAUUAUGUUCCAAAUUAUGAUAAAAUUCAUUCGAAAAUGUUACGUUCUAUGGAAGAAAAAAAACGUACACGUUCACCUACAAAAUGUAAACCAUUUCUAUUAUAUACAAAUAUGAUACCAUCUAAAAAAGAUAAAAUUCUUGAUGAUAUUCGAAAUGAUGCAAAAAUAAGACAUGCUCAAACAUUUCAAAUAAAAGGAAAACAAAUGCCAACAAAAUCACCAUCUAUAACGAAUUUAUCAACAAGUCUUCAAUUACCAGAAUCAAUACCAACGAAAACAACAGAAGCACAAAGAUUACGAGAAGCAGUUGGAAAGAAAAAACGACAAGAUGAAGAAAUAAAAACUAGAACUGCCGAAACAUUUCACAGAUCACAAUCAGCUAAAGAAAGACGAGUUAGAGAGACAAUUCGUGAAAAAGCAGAAUUACAACAUCAAGCAACUGUUUCAAAAGCAAAACAAGAAGAAAAAACACGUCAAAUUCGACAAUCAAUACGUCGAAGUGAAGAUGAUUAUGCAAAAAAAUUAGAAGCAAUGAAUGAACGUGUUAAACAACGUCCAUUAUUAGCCGAACAAAAUACUAAACAAAAAGCUGUUCGAGAAUUAGAAAAAAAAAUUCAACAUGCUAUGAAUUUAGCAAAUGUUACUGAACAAGAUUUAAAUAGACAACAAUUUAAUUCAUCAAAUGUUAAAUAUACUACAUCAGAUAUAAAUUAUUCUUGA